AUGGCCAUAUUAUUAUCUUUGCCCGUGUCUUUGCUCGUUUCAACUCUAAGAUUGAAUAUUACUACUCGGAUGGCGUGGUCAGCUAUGCCAGAAGUCUCGGAUCAAAGUUCGGACUUGAUUUCCAAAAGCGUAAAUUCUGACAGGAAUUUCAUUAUGCAUCUGUUGUCACAAAAUCGAAAUUUAACAAUUUUCGAACGGAACGGAAAUUUGUUCAUCGAUUCUCUGUUGAUUGCUUCACUUGAUAACAACAUAGUUAACACGUUAAAUAUCAAGUGUUCCAAUGAUAUUUCGCUGAGAAUCACAAUGAAUAAUAAUAUAUCAAAAACAGUUCUGUCGCCGUCAUUGUGUCAACAAAAUUCUCAAUUAAAAGUGCAAAUUGGCAAUACAGAGGGAAGCAAAGAACGGUACUUUAAUGGCUGUGUAGGAAAUGUUACCAUUGCUGGAACAGUUUUGUUAGAUCGGUGGUGCAGCGCUGAUGAAAAGUCACAGAAGGCGCAACAACAACAAAAGAACGCAAAUAAACAAUCAGAUGGACCACGUCCUCCGCCACAUUACGUGGAACCAUCGCAUUUUGCAGAACCAUUAGUUUUGGAUGAGGGAGCAAUUGCUCCAAUACAGAAAUGGAAUAUUUAUGCCUUCUCGAGAUAUCAUCACAGCGGCAUUUCAAAGGAAGAUAUGCUCUUCAGGUUAUUGGAACCACCACAGCAUGGACAGUUAUUAAAGUACGGCCAACCAAUAAAUCAAUUUGUUAGCAGCGAUAUUUUAGCUAAUAAAAUAUUUUACAAGCACGACGAUAGCGAAACAAUUAGUGAUAACAUUGGUUUAGAGGCUGUGGUAAUUUCACAAGAAGCGAUAGAACCAAAACGGAACUUGAUUUGUAAUAUACCAGUACGAAUCAACCCUGUAAAUGACGCACCUCAACUGAAACCGGGAACUGAUUCGGAAACGUUAUGGAUAACCGGUGGUUCAAAGCUUAAAUUAGAUGGUAGAGCAAUGAGCCUAUGGGAUGCGGAUAGCGAUCCGGAAACAGUGUACGUUUCUGUUGCCACCGCUCAUGGAGUGCGGUUAGAAAAUUCGGGCAGGAAAGAAAUUCGAAAAUUCACUCAGCGAGACUUUUUAAAUAACGAUAUUCAUAUUAUCCCUACGGGUAGAUUGAGUCAGGAGGGUACGUUGAAACUGAUUGCUAGUGAUGGUAAAAAUCAGUCUGAUCCGCUUCAGUUGACAAUACAUUUUGCACCGAUUGAGAUACAAUUGAAGGCUAACACGGGCCUAAAAGUGAUCCAUCAGACGGCACGUAUCAUCUCAUCCGCAAAUCUGUCGUUUACAACAACCCUUCCUGGAAUACCGAUUGAGUAUACCAUCGUUGAUCAACCGGAAUAUGGUGUCGUCCAAUGUCGCCGUGGGUUGGGGCAAUUUGAAAUUUGUUCGACAUUUAGUCAAAACGACAUCGAUAGUUCAAAUGUACAAUAUAAACAUUCCAGUGCUGCGCAUUCGCUGAUCGAUACCUUCAGUUUUCAGAUUCGAGUUGGUACCACGACAUCAAUGAUACAUGUUUUUCGUAUAACGUUUAUUCCGGUUCACGUUAAAAUUUUUAACCGUAUCCCAUUCCUAUUAAAUAAUACCGACAAUUUACCGUUGAAACGAGAAAAUUUGUUUGCUUGGACGUUUCCCAAAAGUUUUCCAACCAAUCAACUUAUUUACCAUAUCAUUGAACCACCGAAAUUUGGUACUUUACUACGUCGAAUUGAAAAAAAUCGAAAUCGACGAAUUGGCGUUUCAUCGAAUUUUACCCAAAAGCACAUUGACGACAGCGAUAUUAGCUAUAAGAUGUAUUUUGUGCAAUAUUCCAUUGUAAACGAUUUCUUCACUUUCCGGUUGAUCACACCAUCGGUUACCUCGGAGGAAAUUCUUUUCGAGAUAACAUUUAUUCCGGGACAUGGUUCUGUACAACUUAUUAAUCGUACCAUUAUUGUUGAAGAAGGUGGCAUGCAAAAGAUAACGAAUGAAUCACUAUCAUUACGAACUCCGGAUAGUAACAAUUUUGUAUUUACUAUCCGUAACGCACCUGUCUAUGGCAAUAUAUUUAUGAAGAUAGCAAAUGAUGAACAGCUGAAACUGGUCAGUGGUGACAAUUUCACUACUUUGGAUGUUAACAACGGCAAUGUCUUCUACGAACAUAUGGAUGGCGAGAAUCGCAUUGAUAGAGUAUUCUUGUUGGCGGAAAGCACUUAUCAGCGUACAAGUCGAAUACCAUUCUGGCUAACAAUCAGGUUGAUCUUGAAAAAUGACAAUAUUCCAAGACUGGUUGGCAACAAUGUUAUACAAAUAACGGAACGCGGUGACCGUACACUGUAUCCAUCAUUGUUGCCUUGGAUAGAUGACGAUAUUGAUGCCCAACCAUUACAGUUUACUUUUCAUGACAAUUUUCGACAUGCUGCUAUUUUGUCCACUUUUCCGCCAUCUGUACCGUUGUAUAGUUUCACUCAACGACAAAUGCAACACGGGGAAGUGUUAAUAAGGCAUUUCGGAUACAACAAAAAGUUCAAAAUGAACUAUACUGUAUCGGAUGGCGUGCAUGAAGUGCAGUCAGUGGUAGUAAUCGUUGCAUCGGAACCCUUCCUAAGGAUUCAGAAUAGCAAUAUUACAAUUUCGACCAGGAACGGAACAACAGCAGCAAUCCUCGUGCCACUAACAAAUCGCAAUCUUUCCGUUAUAACCAACGUUGAUGGAAAGAAUUCUGACAUUUGGUUUCAUGUUACCACCGAAAAUUGGAUUUUUGUCGGUAAUUCCACCAAGAAACUGGUAAAGAAUUUCACACAACAGGAUAUCGAUGAUGGUCGAAUUUUGUACCGUAUUAUUGCGCCACCACUUGAUGAUAGCCAAAAUGAACAAGUAAUCACUGCUAUGGUUGCGAAUCUAACAGUAAUGGAAAUGUUUAAAGUUUUAAAAAUUCAACUGGAUAAUCAUGGAAGACGUCAUUUGGAAAUGCGCACUUUGACCCCACUGAUUGUUCCUUUCUCAUCAAUUUCGCAAAUUGACAAAAGCAUUCUGCUAGCGACGGCUUCUAACAAACAGCCAAACGAAAUCGUUUUUGAUGUCAUCCGACAGCCAACGCAUGGUUCACUAAUUCUGGAGUCAUUGAGAGCAGUUAAUAAUGGACGCACUGUAAUUCCAAGUAAUUUCUUCGUUUCACGCUUCACGCAAGCGCACGUUAAUGCCGGACAAAUACAAUAUUUGCAUAAUGGUAUACUAUCAACACGUGAUUCUAUUGUUUUCAACGUUUCGACUGAAAACCAAAUGAUCGGGCCAUACACACUGUUUAUCAAUAUUGUAGAUGACAAGAUCGAAUUGUCGGUAUCAAACAUAACAGUUACUUCUGGAUCCAGCACAGUAAUAAGUAAGGAUGUUUUAAAUACAACAGCCGGAACUGAAGACGACAUAGAAUUUUGGAUUUUGUCGGAUCCCGAAUGCGGAUGGAUUAUUCGUGAUGAACGGAACCUAACUAAUAUCAAUACUGUUAGACAAUUCAAUAUUCAAGAACUCAGUGAUCAUCGAAUUCAUUACGUAAAUAAUCCAAUUAGUCGAGAGCAGAGAGACACGUUCACGGUAAUAGCAUGUACGACAGGAGCACAACAGUGUACCGUACCGAAACAAGUAACUGUUUUGGUACGGUAUUAUAAUUUUUACGGAGCAAAAGAUUAUGUUGCAGAACCGGAAUUGCUACGUAACGAAGUAAUGAUAAUAUGGAAUAUGAACAGAGCAGCAAUCACCAAGCAGCACUUAUUUUCACAGGACGACGAUACACCUGCCGAGCAGUUACGAUAUCUUAUCAGUCAACCACUGCAUGGAUAUGUUGCUCGUGUGAAUAAUCCUUCCAAAGCUAUUACAAAUUUUUCGCAAGCGGAAAUUAACAAAUCAGAAAUAAUCUUUGUAAAAAAUGAAGGUACUACAGCAGCUGGUGGAUUUUCAUUUCUCGUAAGCGAUGGUUUUCAUCAAAUUGGUCCUGAAUGGUUUACAGUUGAAAGUUCGCAAGGAUUUAAAGUCACCAUGGACACAAACAGUGGUCUUGUAGUGCCACCAGGAAAAUUUCCUGUUGCUAUCGGAUCUGAUUUAUUAAAAGUUCACAUUGCACGUGCAGAGCCAAGUAAAGUUGUAUAUAAGGUGACGAAAAUGCCACGACACGGAAGUUUGCUGCUUUCGGGCGUUCCUGUCCAGCAAUUUACUCAAGAAGAUAUCAAUCAAGGACGAUUGGCCUACAAAGGAGGUAGUGAUUUCGUAGAUGAGUGGACCAAAAGAGAUCUGUUUCUGUUCAAAGUCUUCAUAAAUGACUCAACGAAUGAUUCAACGAUCGAUGAACAUCGUUUCAAAAUCUCGAUUACCUAUGCCGCCCUGCCGUCACAUCGUCUGCAUGAAUUCAUUCAACUUCGUAGCGUUGUUGUUUCGCGUGGUGGAAGCGUAGCAAUCAAUAAGUCUCAUGUGAACUUGGAUGUGGUACGGAAGCACUUACACGAUGAACUUCUGGUGGACUUUUCACGAAAGCCACGAUAUGGUCAUUUGGAUGUAUUAAAGAGCAUUGUCAAAAAGCCUGCUCUGAUGAAACUUCUUGAUCUGUCAACUGGAAGAUCAUUGAUUUAUCGGCAUCAAAGCACCGAAAUAUUGAUGCCAGAUGAAAUUUUAUUUUAUAUUUUAUCCAAAAAUGACGCUAAUCGUCGAACGAAUCGCUUGCGAAUAAUACUACCGGUGACAGUGAUACCACAAAAAGAUCCAUUCAUGAAGAUUAACAAAUUUCCGGAUCGAAUCAAACUACCUGCAGGAAACAAUUAUUCUCUGUCACCGGAGGUAUUUCAGGCUGCACAUCCAGAGAUUAAACCAACUGAUUUAGAGUAUCGAUUACUUCAGGCAGGAAGUAAUGGAGUGGAAUUUUUGAUGAGUAGUGGAAUGACAAGACUAUUUACUCAAGAUGAUGUAAACAAAGGUAAAAUUCGGCUUUCCCAUCAACAGCAACUCGAUGUCCAUGACAACAUCGAUGUUGUCGUCUUUCAGAUCGAUGAACGUGCAACUGAAUUGGAUGUAAAAUUUAAUCUUUCAAAACGUAUAAACUCCACUCCUUCACUAUUGUCAUGGGCGCUUAUCAUUGAUAUAUUACCGUUGUCACUGUCGCUCGAAAAUCAUUCCGAUGUCGAAUAUACUCAAGGGAAAACUUAUGUGCUUUUGAAUAGAAGUCACUUCGGUGCUAAGUCAGAUGGUGAUCGAUCUAAAAUUGUGUAUAGAAUAACGAAAGCACCAGAAAAUGGCACGUUGUAUUGGGUAGCGGGUGAGAAGGAAGCAAAUACAUUCACGCAGCGUGAUAUUGAUGAAGAACGUGUACUUUACGCGCAACUCAAUAUGCAAGCAUUUCAGGAUAGAUUCGAAUUUAAGGCUGAAAAUGAAUUAAAUGAAACAGUUCAAAGCAUUUCAUACGUGCGUGUACUUCCCGUACUAAAUCCGCAAACCCUUGUUGCUGAUGGUAGUUCAGUUGCGCUUGUCACUGAUGCACACUUAAACGCUUCCACUUUGCAGGGUUCAACUCCAUAUUUCUUCGUCACCGAAUCACCACGCUUUGGUCGUUUUGUGUUAAGCAGUAAUGUCGACCAAUUCGUGGAAUUCUUCACUUAUAAUGAUAUCGUAAAUAAUGGUUUAUUUUACGUACCCAAUCAAACCGAUGUUAUGAUACUCGAUUUUGCUGAGUUAGAACUAAAUGCCGAUGAGAUUCAACCUGCUAGAUUCAGAUUUGAUAUCGAAAUUCAUCCAUCUACUAGAAUUGAUUCCAUUUCUUUAACUGGUACUACUGCGAAUCACUCGGUACCACCUGACUUAUCCCGCUCAUCUAUUAUACCAUUCAGCGAAUUUAUAAAUUAUUAUGUCCUAAUCAUUCUGUUUGCAUUUAUUAUCGGCGUAAUCACAAUUGUCAUUGCAUUCCGACGACAUUUAAGCCAUCUGAAGGAAAUACGUGUAGUGAAUGCACAGAAAAGAUGUGAAUUAGACGCGAAAACGAAGGCGGAUCUCGAAAAGAAACCUGAUUUGCUGAGUACUACGGUCUACGCUACAAUAGGGCGCAAUCGUCGCGAACCCUCCGAGAAACGACCUGAGCAUCCGCUACAAACAUUCGACGGUUCAAAACAUUAUGCAUCUUUGGCUCCGACGCCUACAUCUCACCGAAUCCAGUCCAGACCGUUCUCUGAUGAAUCUUUAGAUUAUCGGGCGUUAAAUGUUCGGAAUACUCCAGAAUUGAAUAGGUCGAAGUCUGAUCGAUAUCACUCAACGAGGUUGAAAGAUAAUCAAUAUUGGGUAUAA
Messenger RNA from Acanthocheilonema viteae, 6333 nucleotides. The record is from the annotation of a GenBank genome assembly. NCBI's taxonomy places the organism in Eukaryota, Metazoa, Nematoda, Chromadorea, Rhabditida, Onchocercidae.